UAUAGUAGCGCAACUUGACAAUAGGGGACAAAUGGGAGAAACAAUGCGGAUGCAAUUCUAUUUCACAUUGCUUUGUUUGUGGCUGAAGAAAGAUUCUGUGAGCUGCAUGGGGCCCUCUGAGUUACGUUUCGUUGCUUUGGGGGACUCUGUAACAUUAAAAUGCUCUUACAACUGCUCCACUGGGUUUGUUUGGGGCUGUUGGAGCAAAGCGUCUGUCUCGUCCGACUGCUUAGGAGAAAGAAGCAAGGACAAAGACAACUUCUGCACAGUCGCUCUUAUUCUGGGCAAUGUUUCCGCCGAAGAUCUGAAGUACCACUACUCCUGCUACACACAAGCAAGAGAUCACCCUGACCUUAAACAAAAAACAGAGCAUGUCGUGAUUCUAAAAGCUCAUACAACUGCCGUAACCUGGACAGUUCCUCCAAGUACUAAAAAUGGGAAACUUGCAGAAAUCCACGUUCUGACGACCUUUUCACUGGCGGUGGUCGUGGCGUUGAUUGCGCUGGCGGUUUUCAUAUGUGUGAACCACAACAGAUGCCGCGGCAACGGAGAUGAUGCUGUCUCCAGAUCAGGCUCACCACUGCAUUCCCAAGUUGUCUUCUCGCCAGUGAAUGAUACAGACCAGGGUCAAACUGAGGUUCCAUAUGCUGACAUAAUGAUUGCCGUGAGAGGUGUCAGUACACCUGAGCUCACUCAGGUCAACUACUUGACGACAGAAGAGCCACGACAGUGGCGAGGAUGCGAAUCGAGGGGUCACUUGCAAGCCUCGCGCUCGGCCGACAGACUUCACCUGCCACAGCCCAGAGAGGUCAGCCGCAAGAUGAGCAGCAAUUCCGAGUACGCGGUCAUUAUGUACGCCUGACCUGCUGGAAGAGGAGAGAAAAAGAAAAACAACAGCGGGUACUCGGUGUCUUCUGUUCCUGUUCCUGCACAUUUACAGUAAAAUAAAGGGGAGGGAAAGAUUUAAUGUAAAAAUAUUACCGAGUAUAAUGGUUAUGGUUUGUUUUAUUUUGAAAGUUACGUUCAAGAACACCACAUGUUUCACAGUCAUCCCUCGCCACAUUGCACUUCAAAUACAGCGGUUUCACCUCAUCACGGAUUUUUGGGGGAUAUUUUUUUGUUUUCUAAAAGCAUAUUCAAUAACUUUUAGGGCCUUUAUUAAGCAUGACAAUUGUGAUAAUAGCUAAAUACCAAAAAAUAUCAAUACCCCAGUAUGUCCGCCACGAGAGAAGACCAAACCAAUCAUAGCGCACUGUUCAGUAUUGCAGCCACUGAUUGGCUCAGCGUCAGGCAGCGUUGCCAUAUUGAAUUAAAAGAAUGCAAAGAUAACUAAAGGGUAAUAUCUCAUGUCAUGAAAGCCCUAUUUAGAAGGUCGUAAACAGUUGUAUUAUGUUCUAACGAGGAAAAUAGUUCAUUUAUAAUGAAUGAUUCCUACUUUUUGUUUAUCACGGUAUCAUGUCUGGAUACAUUUAACAGCAAUAAAUGAUGUGGGAUAACAGUACAUGUCUUAUUUAAUAUGUCCCAACGUUCACAUGUCCCAGCAAUUACUAAUUGUCUGUUGCACUUCAUGUGUUUAACAUAUACCGGGUGACCAUUUCCUAAUUGGGAAAGUUGAGUUAAUAGACAGCUUAAACAGUGGUGAAAUUAAUGAUGAAAAAUAAUUAACCAAAUUGUCUAAGUUUGUCUAAGUCUAAGUCUAAGAAUACAUGAGUGAAAAGUUCCAUAUACUUUGUAAACACCAUAUAUUUGUACUGUGUCUGCCUCAUAUCAGUACGUUGUGUAAGUACCUUGCUCUUUGAGGUCCAAAAUUGGUUAAAGUUAUGGUUUAAGUUUAUUUCGAACAUGCGUACAGUUAAAAUGUGAAACAUCAUAUAAUUUACAUAUUCUAAUUUCUCUUUACAACAUGUCCGAAAAGGAGUAGAAAGAAGCAAAGCUUAUUUAAUCCUACCCCCUUUUCAAUGUAUAGCAAUUAAUAACACUUUUGUUCACUUUCUGUUUUUAUCUUGUGACAGUUUAC
Messenger RNA from Nerophis lumbriciformis (worm pipefish), 2017 nucleotides. RefSeq lists its product as uncharacterized. NCBI's taxonomy places the organism in Eukaryota, Metazoa, Chordata, Actinopteri, Syngnathiformes, Syngnathidae. The record is from RefSeq and is a predicted model, not a curated record.